AUGUCUGGCCAACAGUGUCUCCGCCGCCUACCAGCUGCCAUGCGCUCUGUGCGAGCUUUGCGCGCAAGCCCCCGAUGCACUCCUACUGCCCGCUCCUACUCGGCUCUCACCAAAGCCAACUCAUCCGGUCUUCUGGGCCAGGCCUCAAGGCGCCCAGCUCAGCUCUCCUCACAGCGCCUAUGCGCUCUCGAGCAGAUAAGAACCUAUGCCGACACCAUCGUCAAGGUGCCCGAAAUGGCCGAGUCCAUCACCGAGGGAACUCUCAAGCAAUGGUCAAAACAGGUUGGCGACUUUGUUGAGCAAGACGAAGAAAUCGCAACCAUUGAGACUGACAAGAUUGAUGUUGCUGUAAAUGCGCCCGAGGCCGGUAUCAUCAAGGAGUUCCUGGUCAAUGAGGAGGACACCGUCACUGUUGGACAGGAGAUUGUGAAGCUUGAGCCUGGCGCGGCGCCAGAAGGUGGAAAGAAGGAAGCCAGCCAAGAACCCAAGGAACCCGCUUCUCAGGACCAGGAGACUUCAUCGCAACCUGAAGGCCAGCAGGAGCAGUCUCAGCCUGAGGCGCCAAAGGAGGAAUCCAAGCCAGCGCCUCCUAAGCAACAAGAGCAGCCCAAGCAGGAAUCGAAGCCUGAGCCCAAGAAGGACUCCAAGCCAAAGGAGGAGCCCAAACCCGCAACCCCCGGCAGCCGUGAGGAGCGUCGCGUCAAGAUGAACCGCAUGCGUCUCCGAAUUGCCGAGCGUCUCAAGCAGUCGCAAAACACGGCCGCUUCUCUGACCACCUUCAACGAAGUCGACAUGUCCUCCAUCAUGGAGUUCCGCAAGCUCUACAAGGAUGAGAUUCUCAAGAACAAGGGCGUCAAGCUUGGCUUCAUGUCCGCCUUCUCCCGCGCUUGCAUCCUCGCCGCGCGCGAUGUCCCCGCUGUCAAUGCUUCCAUUGAGGGCCCUAACGGCGGCGACACCAUUGUGUACCGCGAUUACGUCGACAUCUCGGUUGCCGUCGCUACCGAGAAGGGCCUUGUCACACCCGUCGUCAGGAACGCAGAGAGCAUGGACAUGGUUGGCAUCGAGAAGGCCAUUGCAGACCUCGGCAAAAAGGCACGUGAUAACAAGCUCACCAUUGAGGAUAUGGCCGGUGGUACUUUUACCAUCUCCAACGGUGGUGUCUUUGGCAGUCUGAUGGGCACUCCCAUCAUCAACCUCCCACAAACGGCUGUGCUCGGUCUGCAUGCCAUCAAGGAGAAGCCCGUCGCCAUCAACGGAAAGGUCGAGAUCAGGCCGAUGAUGUACCUCGCCCUCACCUACGACCACCGACUUCUUGACGGACGAGAGGCUGUCACUUUCUUGGUCAAGGUCAAGGAGUAUAUUGAGGACCCCAGGAAGAUGCUGUUGUAG
Molecule: messenger RNA, 1389 nt
Organism: Bipolaris zeicola 26-R-13
Lineage: Eukaryota; Fungi; Ascomycota; Dothideomycetes; Pleosporales; Pleosporaceae
Exons: 4
Coding region: 1-1389 (462 amino acids)
Biological process (GO): tricarboxylic acid cycle
Cellular component (GO): oxoglutarate dehydrogenase complex
Molecular function (GO): dihydrolipoyllysine-residue succinyltransferase activity
Source: RefSeq, a predicted model, not a curated record